UUUGCCAGCUGCUGAUCGUACGAGACUGGUGUCUGAAUCCGUUGGGAAACGUGAUGCUGUGCUACUGAAAUUUGCGAUUGAGAAGAAACAUAUUUUUGAACAUUAUCAAAAUGUUCAGGCAGUUGUUCGUUGUGAUCUCAUUGUUCUACUUUGUGUACUCCGCCCCGCAAGGAGGCGACAAAUAUGAAGCUUACCAGUAUCAGUACGAGGUGAAAGAUCCUGAGAAGCAGUUAUUCUUUGAUAAGAAUGAAGCUGGAGACGCAUCUGGCAAGGUGUCCGGCCAAUAUUCGGUUUGGCUCCCGGAUGGCCGCCUAAUGACCGUGAAGUAUAGCGUCGACAAAGAAAGUGGCUACGUUUCCGAUGUGGAUUUCAAGGAAAACGCCAACCCACUUUCCGGCAAAUGAACCUGAAAUCAUUGUCAUCAUCAUCACUGGAACGACUUUUCAUCGGAUCAUCGCCACGAGGGGAGGAGAUAGGUGAUUCUUAAUUUCUAGAAUUACUCAAAGAGGGCACUGAGCGGUUUAAUACUCAUUCUGCACAAUUCCUACAAGCACACUGACACACGUACACACAAACACGAUUCCAACACACACACAAUCAUAUGAGAGAUAGUUAUUAGUGAGAGUGGAAGAGAGUGACUAUACGAACGCAAUCAAUCGGACGGCAUUUCUGUACAGUUUUAAGUUCUGUUUUCUCUAGGUCAAGCACUUAUCAUAGCUAGGGUUGAAGUAAAAUCCCAUUCGGGAAGUACAUACAUA
Messenger RNA from Armigeres subalbatus, 758 nucleotides. RefSeq names its product pro-resilin-like. The record is from RefSeq and is a predicted model, not a curated record. Gene Ontology annotation, cellular component: extracellular matrix. The transcript has 3 exons. NCBI's taxonomy places the organism in Eukaryota, Metazoa, Arthropoda, Insecta, Diptera, Culicidae. Bases 111 to 404 code for a protein of 97 amino acids.